This is a messenger RNA of Eutrema salsugineum, 759 nucleotides long. RefSeq lists its product as uncharacterized. The record is from RefSeq and is a predicted model, not a curated record. The transcript has 2 exons. NCBI's taxonomy places the organism in Eukaryota, Viridiplantae, Streptophyta, Magnoliopsida, Brassicales, Brassicaceae. Bases 1 to 759 code for a protein of 252 amino acids.
AUGAAUCGAUACCAGUUCAAAUCCGCUGAGGAGAGGGAUGCGGUCCAGUGCCAGCUGUUUGUCGAGAGUCUAGGAGGAAUAGCUCUCGACUGGUUCUCACGACUCGAGGCGAACUCAAUAAAUAACUAUAAGGAGCUGACGACGGCCUUUGUUAAACAUUUCUCAAUGUUCAUCGGCCAAAACACCAAGAACUCCGAGCUAUGGAAGAUAGUCCAAGGAGCAAGCGAGAGCCCCCGUGACUUCAUUCAACGUUUUAAGACGAUUGUCGCCACUUGCACGAUCAGUGAUGAAGCUGCUCUCUUAUCCGAAGAAGAAGAAGAGGGCGCUUAUGAGCAGAACUAUCAGGCGAAGCAGCCCGAACGUCCGAAGGCCACCAAUAACGAACCACAGUCAGGCUAUAAUAGAGGGUACGAGAAUCGCAAGAAGUUCUACGCUAAUGCCAUCCAGCAAUCGGCCAGACAGUGGAUUAAUAACUGGGUCUGCAGUGAAGAAGAUCAAGACGAGUCCUUGUUUUGUGAAUUCCAUAACCGUAAAGGACAUAGCACCGAAGACUGCAAACAUCUGCGGGAAUACCUGCUCGCACAAUAUCGAAAAGGGCAAAUCUCGCUCGACGAUCUCCGUCGCUCAAACGUUCUAAGAAGCAAGUCGCCUCGACCGAAUAACGUACCACCCGAGAACACCGUCGCCAAAGAUCCACCAGCUCCGCCAGCUUUACCAGCAUUACCGCCGCCUCCACCGAAUCCACCUGGUUUACCCUAA